Molecule: messenger RNA, 1351 nt
Organism: Clarias gariepinus (North African catfish)
Lineage: Eukaryota; Metazoa; Chordata; Actinopteri; Siluriformes; Clariidae
Product: homeobox protein vent1-like
Exons: 3
Coding region: 480-1262 (260 amino acids)
Biological process (GO): regulation of transcription by RNA polymerase II
Molecular function (GO): RNA polymerase II cis-regulatory region sequence-specific DNA binding; DNA-binding transcription factor activity, RNA polymerase II-specific
Source: RefSeq, a predicted model, not a curated record
GAUGUAAUUUCCUAUAAGUUGAAAUAUAACAAUAGAAAUUAACCUGAAUUGUUUGCAUUAAUGUGUCUUUUGCACUCUGAUGCAAAGUUUACGUUUUGUAUAUGUUAUAUUCAAUAUCAUAGGUUAAUAUUGAUGCAUAGUUCUUGUAAUCAGAAAUCUGCUCCUAUAGGCACUAUGACUUGUUCUCAGCCAGAUGUUGGAUUCGUAUAAAGAGCUAGCAGACAGCUGAUGUCUCCAGAGAUGUUCUCACAGACUCAGUGGCGCCAGGUUUUCACACAAUCACAGGAUAUGUAAAGACUUCAAUAACGACCCAUUAGCCCUAAUGAUUGCAAGUCGAACAGGCGUUAAAACACAUACAUGCAUAUGCUAAUGAAGACUGGUGUCCGGAGGCGGUAUAUAUACACCGAGGGUUCCCUCUAGGGCGUCACAAUCCUCUUGGGAUUUUCACUGGAUACACUUGGACCACCUCGAGCUGAAACAUGGUGAAAAACUUUUCCGUGGAAUGGCUUGCCCAAAGCUUUCAUGACUGCAAACAGGAUCCGAAACAAAUGCAGGCUUCCCAGGCUCCUGUAAAGCGACAUGUCCCUUGUCUGGUUCAGCCGCGGCCUCCGACGUCUUAUGACAAAGUUUACAUUCAGGCCAAGCCGAAAUGUAGCCGGAUUGAGGAGAACACCGAGGAACAGAAGGUGAAAGAAGGCAUGGUGUUUACGCACUCAGCUCAGAGGAAUUGCACUUCUCCAAGCUCCUCAGAGAACAGCGGUUACUCUUCUGGUUAUGAGAGCGAGGCCGCUGCGUCAGAGUGUCCCUCCAUUGAAGAUGGAAGUGAGGGGGAAAGAGAUGGAGGCGCCCACCGUAGAAUCAGAACCAAAUUCACCCCAGAGCAAAUCGAGAAGCUUGAGAAAAUCUUCAACAAACACAAAUACCUGGACGCGAGUGAGAGGGUUAAAACAGCACAGAAACUCAACCUAUCCGAAACUCAGGUACGGACUUGGUUUCAGAAUCGCAGGAUGAAGCUAAAACGUGAGGUUCAGGAGUUGAGGGCUGAAUACACACUCCCUGCUUUACCGCAUUAUCUCUUACCGGCGGUUCCAACGCUUCCUUUCCACUACGGCGGCGGACAGCGCGUGGCUUUCCCCGCAGCUCCUCACGUGCCCAACACGCACACAAUUCCAACUAUCCCAGUUCAUCACCGCGCCAUCGCGCACCAGCAGAUCAUUCCUCAGCACAGCCACCACAUGAUCUCCAUGCAACAUCACUAUUAGACUUUAUAAAAUAUCAUGGAGAAUAUGUCGAUUUUUUUUGUAAUUGUUGCUAUGUGCAAUAUAUAUGAUGUACAGUUUUGUAUAUAGAA